AUGGCUAUCAGUCCUCAAGUAACCAACUUGAUCAUCAUCCUUGGGAUGAUGCAAGUCUCUAAACGUGUUCCUCUCGAGGAUCCCAACGUUUUGAACCUUGUCCGUGGGAUUUACAUUCUAUCAAACGUCAUCAUCGCAGGCGUUUACGCUUAUACUCAAUUUUUGAUCAACAAGAAGAAGGCUGUUGACAUAGAUAUGACUACUCUCAAAUACGUCGAGCAACCUCAAAUGGGUUCCGCCGAAGAACCCAAGCUCGUUACCACCACCGUCCACAAAUAUGAUAGCGAUCAAAUGAAGGCUCUCUACAAGGCACAACUGAUGGGUGUUGGAAUGAUGGCUGUCAUGCACUUGUACUUCAAAUACACCAACCCUCUCAUGAUCCAAUCUAUUAUUCCACUUAAGGGCGCAUUCGAGGGUAACAUGGUUAAGAUUCAUCUUUUCGGACAGCCAGCUACUGGAGACAUGAAGAGACCAUUCAAGGCACCAGCUGGUUUGAUGAGCAGUCUUCAAGGAGGAGGAGCUUCCCCAGCACAAGAUAAGAAGUCUAUUGAAGCUGCUGAGAAGGCAGGUCGUGGAGGUGUUAAGGACGAAUAG
Molecule: messenger RNA, 594 nt
Organism: Botrytis fragariae
Lineage: Eukaryota; Fungi; Ascomycota; Leotiomycetes; Helotiales; Sclerotiniaceae
Product: putative inorganic phosphate transporter pho88 protein
Exons: 3
Coding region: 1-594 (197 amino acids)
Biological process (GO): protein targeting to ER
Cellular component (GO): mitochondrion; endoplasmic reticulum
Source: RefSeq, a predicted model, not a curated record